UGUUAGCAUUGUAUUCAAUGUUGAAUUAUAACUUCUAAUUCUUCUUGUUUCAUCUGAAAUUUUAUGUACAAAGGAUUUCACGUGAUUUUAUUGGAUUUUUAAACUUCUUAAACAGAGGUGUUCAAUUGAAUUUCUAUGUUUAAAACGGAAAUAGCUUUAUAUGGUUGACUUGGAAAUUAAUUCUGAAGAAACAAUCCGAGAAGAUGAGAAAAGAAGUUUGUGUUGUAAAAUAAAAUGUGCCACACCUUUUUGCAGAAUGGAUAUGUUUUCUAUCAUCAAACAGUCGAUCUAUGCCGAGGAUACAAACCCUAUAACACGAUAUUUCCAAAUUGGGCGACAGGUAGGAAGCUGUGGCCCGGAGAUGAUAUGGAAAAUAUACGAAGCUAUAAGAAUCUCAGACCAAAAGGAGGCAUCAGUGUUCCUGUUUGAAAAGAAGAUCGCAGAUAAACUUCACAAGCCAAGACGGAAAGAGACAGUAUCAGAAAUUCUUCGGAAAGAAGUACAGCAUUUAGAAAGAAUUAAACAUCCUAGAAUAUUAAACAUAAUUCAUCCAUUAGAAGAGUGUGGUAGUAGCCUGGCGUUUGCUUCAGAACCUAUUUUUGCCAGUCUUGCCAAUUGUUUAGGAACUCAUGACAGACUGCCAGUGCCUGUGAUACAAGAACUGAAGGAUUACAAGUUUAUAUUCUACGAAAUUCAAUGUGGCAUUCUUCAGAUCACAGAAGCCUUAUCUUAUUUACAUAGUACAGAACAGUUAGUCCACAGAAAUGUAUGCCCUCAAAGCAUCGUGAUAACAACAAGGGGGACAUGGAAAAUAACGGGACUUGGAUUCAGCGAGAAAAUACGAGAAGGCAAGGAAUCGACAGCAUGUCAUCCGUGGAGUACUAAAUUUCCCAAAAUGGCACAACCAGACUUAAAUUACAUUGCACCAGAAAUACAAACUUGUAAAACGUGUAGUUAUUUUAGUGAUAUGUUUUCUCUCGGAAUUCUAAUAUGUACAAUAUAUACUGGUGGUAGCGCCGUGAUAGAUGCCGGGUACAAUGGUCAGCAGUACCUAAAACAACUAGAUCAAUUAACACAACGUUUUGGUGAUAUAGCUCAUCAAAUGCCUCUGUUGUUAGUUGAACCAGUGGAGAAAAUGAUCAAUAAGGACAUCAGAUAUCGCCCAACUGCUCAACUCUUCUCAUUGAUAAAAUUCUUCAAUGAGCCUGUUGUUUGUACUCUGCAACUGUUAGACACAUUAGAACAGAAAGACCCUUUUCUUAGAGCGGAAGUCCAUUGUCAACUUGCACAGGUGCUUCCAGACAUCCCCAAGAAAAUUUUAUACCGAAAUGUGUUUCCUAUAUUAUGCCUUGAGUGUUCUAUGGCAGACUCUGUUACCAGUGCUUUAAUACCUUUCAUCGCCAUGAUUGAUAAUGCUUCCAAAGACGAGUAUUGUGGUCACAUAUUGACUGUGUUCAGAGAUGUUAUCAAUAUGCCUAAACCUGUGCAGGCUACUGUUAAUAUUCUUAAUCGAUUAGAUAUAAUCUUAAAUAAAAGUCCUAUUGAGGAAAUCCGAUCAGAGAUUAUUCCGUUAGUGUUUAACUGUCUGGAAUCAACGUCUAUACAAGCACAGGAAGCAGCAUUAAACGCUAUAGGUAUGGUUAAAGAAUACCUCGAUGACAGCUUUAUGAAGAUGUUGGUUUUACCAAGAGCUAAAGCUUUGUUUUACAAGGCAACUAAUGUUAGGGUGAAGAUAAAUGCACUGUCUUGUAUAGACCAUGUUUUAGACAGCUUGGACAAGAUGACAAUUUUAGAUGAAGUUUUACCUUUGUUGACUGAGAGUCAGUGCCAGGAUGCUAGUAUUGUUAUCACAAUUGUCGGUAUUUAUAAGCACCUGUUGAGUGACAGAAAGUUUGGAUUAACACAUAACCUGAUAGCAACUAAAGUGAUGCCACCAUUAAUUCCACAAACUGUCAAUCCAGGUCUAACAAUGGAACAGUUUAGUGCUUUAAUGGAAGUGUUACGGGAAAUGCUAGAACAGAUAGAUCGGGAAAGAAGGAAUAAAAUGAAACAAGAAUCGGGGUCGCCCCCGACACAAAGGGGGUCUUUGAAUAUGCAAAAUGGCAAAUCAAAGGACGAUAAAUCAGCGUCACUCGGUAAAAGCUUUUUGUCUGUGGAUGGAGCAGUACCGACUGGCAUACAGAAAAGUAGAACAGGGUCUUUACAACUACCCCUUCCGCCAACAAUCAACAUACAAGUGCCAUCAGUACCCAGCAGUCCAAAUCUCAGUGGAAAAUUAUUGGAUGAAAAACAGUUGUCGGUUAUAGAUACAUCAGAACAGCAGCGGAAGUUUAGUCUGAUUCCUCCAGUUGGUGCUACUCCUGGUAUCAGUCUAAUUGCCGAUGAAAGUCCCUGCUCUGACCGCCCUCGCCGUCCAAGUACACAAAGUUUGGGACAGUAUUCAUUUCCAGUAAGUUGGUUCUAUGAUGCCCGACGAGGAUCUUAUGAAUCACGGCAAUCGUCUGAUAAAUCCCGACGCCCUAGUACGCACAGCGUGGGUAUAUUACCCAUAUCCAUGUUCGGGGAAGGUGGACAAAAAGAGAGAAAACCUAGCACACAUAGUCUUGGAAUAAUGCCAAUAGGUGGUAUUGAUGACGAUCACUUUUUCAUCGAUUGCAGACAUCGACGCCCAAGCGCAGGGCCAUUCAUCACGCCCGAAUUUGAUAGAAGAGGAAGCAAAAAUAGCUUGUUCGGAAUGGGUGAUGCUAUGAAAGGCGGUCAGCGUCGAGCAAGCUUUCAAGCAUUGGGUGAAAGCGUUAUGCACUUUUUCUCCAGUAAAUAGACAAUUUAAACUUUGAUGAAAGAUGAAAUGUGAUGGUGCUAUUAUAUUGCCUUUACUAUUGUUUACCCUUUGAUCAGCACUAUCAGAUUCUGUUUGAUGAGACUUAAUGAAUGUUGAUUGGAAGUGAUAUGUUUUAUACUAAUGUGGCUUGUCAGUGUUGUUGUUUUCUCGUGUAAACAAUCUACUAUCUAUAUAUAUAUUUAAAACA
Molecule: messenger RNA, 3029 nt
Organism: Mytilus trossulus (common blue mussel)
Lineage: Eukaryota; Metazoa; Mollusca; Bivalvia; Mytilida; Mytilidae
Product: SCY1-like protein 2
Exons: 21
Coding region: 161-2821 (886 amino acids)
Biological process (GO): protein phosphorylation
Molecular function (GO): protein kinase activity; ATP binding
Source: RefSeq, a predicted model, not a curated record